UGGUGACGUGCUGAAGCGUUGUAAAUGGCAAUUGCGCUUUAUCACUAGACUGCUGAUAGACGCCUGUUUAGUCGCAAUUACGCCAAUAUGCCAACUCCGCAAAUUCGGCAAAGCUAGUUAAGCGUUAUUGAUUAGAUGACGUUGCGCGCUCGUACGGCAAUCGAAAUCGAAUUUAUUAAGCUGUUAGCAGUGGCUAAUUUUUUAGAAGUUAAUAGUAAUAAAAUGUUUAAAAAUUUACGAAAAUCCAAAAAGCGUUUGCGUUGGUCGAAAGUGGAGCGUGCUAAUAGAAGAAGCAUUGAUGAGAGGGAGACGAUGAUUGUUUUCGUCUACGACACUGAGUGUCUGAAAGACGAAGCAGAUGAUCCGGUCCAGGCGGUACUUUAUUUCCAUCCAAGCUGGGUGUCGGACACACAGAAAGUGGCGCUUUGUGGCCAGCUGAUGGGUACAUCCUUUUUCCUUAAGGACUGUUUCUUCAAACCGAAAAUAAUGGCACUGCAAAAUGGCAAAUUUGUGUUGAAGGAGUUUGGGAGAUUUACCCUUGCAGUUGGCACCGAUCGUAAUAUCUCGGAUUAUUUGCUUGAAAAACGCGCCGACUUGCUCGCCUCACUUGUCAAGUUCUUUCAUCGUGAUUUGCAAAGCGUUUUCGAUCUAUUCCCACAGCAAGCACAGUACAAGAAUCUCUCCGAAAAGCUAUAUCAUAUUUUUGAAACAUAUCUGCCGAUUUUACAACGUAACGGACAUAUUUUUCAGAAUGUCCCAAAGCUGCGUAUGCCAAAGACGGCUAGCAAUAUAUUUUUGGAUGCCAUACAAACACUGCAAUGCUGUCAACAGACAAAGGGUAUAUUGGGCGGAGCCGUACUCUACCAUAACAAAGUCGUUGCCUCCCAACUUGGUGACGUCAUAACCAAGCAGCUUGUACUUACCGAUCCGCUACACAUACGCACCACCGCCGAGCAGAUACACAUCACCGAUUUUCACAUACCAAACGGCGUUCAGAUGCUAGUCGUUUAUGUGGAUGUCCUGCAAUAUAAUCGCUUAGCUGCCGACGCACAACGCGCCCAAAAUGUGCAAACCAUCCAGGUUGGUUUGCUACCCUUUCAGUACCCGAAGCGUAAAAUGAAACGCGACAAGUCGUUGAUUUUUACAAAUAUACCAGAGGAAGGCAGUGCUACUGGCGGCACGGUGGGUUGCGAGCAAGUAGAAGAAGGUGUGUCCGCAUCCACGGCGGUGGCGCAAACACCGGGAGCAGUGCGGCCGAAAUCGUUGCUGAUACGUCCGACACACUUGCCUUUGCGGCAUCGAAACGGAAUGGGCAGUUCGAAGGAGCUGCCUGAGUCAGGAAUUGCUUCGAUAAAUUUCGAUGAAACAGACUCGUAUCCGGAGUUCAUAGGACGCACCAGUGUGUGCUCUACACCGAUGACGGAGAAUAAAGUGCUGCAAGUGGGGAAUAUUAUGUCCAUAUGCGCAAAUACGGAGGAUGAAAGCAACUCGAAUAAGCAACAAAAAACACAUAACACUAAUCGCCGUAAUUCGCUCAAAUUCGAUUUUGAGAAAUUCUUUCAAAAUUUUAUUGCAAAUCCGAAUAAACAAAUGGAGCGUCGCAACUCCUUCACCGAUUUACAAGAUUCACUUAAGAAGAUAUCCAAGAAAUUAUCGCUGAAACAAUUUUCGAAUAGCUUUAAGACUGACGUCAAUCGCAAUGGAAGCAGCAGCGGCAUUGAGGCCAUCGAAUCACCUGAUUUUAUCGAAAAUGACGACGAUGUUGAUGCAGAGCAAAAUUCUGACAACUCUGAUGAGAAUAACCGCACUUCACGCACCAUAACAGAUCCCACCUAUCCUGUUUUUAACGAGAAUGGUCAACCAAUAUCUCGUAGUCUUUUCCAAGAAUUUAUCGAAAAGUACUACCGCCUGUGGGCGGAAAACGGCAGCGGCAAUGGCAGUGCAAAGAAGGAUAUCGAAAUCGCACAACUUAUUGAGGAAUUCAAAGAAUUUGAUAACGAACUAAAACAAUUAGACGAGUCGCUACGCCUUGACGGCGGCGGCAACAACACAACCAUCACCACCACAACUACAAACCUAAAAACAGAUAGUAAUUUGAAUACAGAAGCACCUGCAGUAAUGACAAUGCAAAAAGCUAAAACUCCUCUGGACAAGAAAUCACUUAGUCUUCCCCUGAAACCACUCACCGAUGCGUCAUCUAAUGACCAAUUUGUUGCCGCGAGUCGCAAGCAACCGGGUGGUGUGCCACUCACACCGCUAAUGGCUAAACUCUCUGUGUUGGCUUUGAAUGAGGAACAUACGAGCAGCACUUGGGAUACCACUGCGGUAGAGAUACAAACGCCACUAAACACGAGUAAAGUUUUUUCGCGUCGCAGCUCUUUGAAGUGCGACGACGCUGUGGAUGCUUUGGCGACAUUGCCUGCUAACGCGCAGAGCUCAUCAAAUGGUACGAAACGGCUAGAGUUAUAUAUGUGUGGGCAGCAAAAUAUGACGCUGCUGCUUUUAAUGGAGGAAGGUACAGCGCGCCAGCAGCCCGUUGUGCAGAAAAUGUUCGAUGUUUGCGUUGCAAAGUUCCCGCAUAUGGAAUCACAUUUAAAUCAAACACUCAAUGUUAAUGUUGAGGGCGAUAAGCGUGAAGGUGGCUACAGUUUCAUGUGCAUAGAUGCGAAAUGGGAUACUUUAGAGCGCAAUGGACCGUGGAAUCCGUUAGAACUGAAUACGCUCGAAUGCAUGCAUCAAGAUUUGCAACCGAGCGAUGAAAUUAUGGAUUUGGUUUUGAGAUCACACGAUGCCGUCUUCUAUGGCUACAAAUCGGGCCGCUCCGAAUUCUUUUAUAAGGAAGCAGCACAACAAACCAGCGGCAUACCGCCACCUUCCGAUCCUAUGGGCAAUGUAGCAAUGCGCGCCAAAACGCUGCUCGAGCGUGAUCACUCUUAUAUUUUAUUUUAAAAUUUUAGCGUUAAAGGGUAGAGAUAGAUUUUAAUAGAUAAAAAUUACAAAAACGUGCAUAGUAUUUUUUUUUUGCUUUUUCAUAGUAGUGAUACUCCAAAACCAGCACGUUAAUGUAGUGGCAAUAUCAAGAAAAAUAAAUAACUGAUUAAUCCAAUAGUACGUCACUAGCCUAACGCCGCUUGUUAUACAACUUACUUUGACUAAACUACUCGCAACUUAAAGUAAAAUGUGACAUCAAGAGAUUAGAAAAAAAAUAAUAAUAAUGAGGUUAUCAUAAUGUAGUUGAUAAAUAAUUGAUUUAUGUGGACGCGGCUGUAUGAGCUUUUAUAUUAUUUUAUGCAAUGACUAGUUUGUUAAACAGGGAAGCGUAUUAUAUGGCUGUCGUAUAGUAAGUGUAGAAGAUUUCAAACGAUUAGAAAGUAGUUGGAAGAGGGCGUUAAAAAAUAUAUAUACCAAACCUCAUACAAUAGAACAUUUUAUAGAGCAGCUCUCAGAAGUAGACUGCACUUUCCUGUUGGAAGUGUUUAAUUUUAUGACAACAAUAGUCGCCUAUUUAAAAUUGAUUGUUCGGCAGCUUGCUAUGCGCUUUCGUAUUAUAUUAUUAUUUUUUCAUUAUUAAAAUUUGUUGCACAACUUGUACAAUACUAGUUUCACAUAUCCAUAU
Messenger RNA from Rhagoletis zephyria (snowberry fruit fly), 3616 nucleotides. RefSeq names its product Hermansky-Pudlak syndrome 4 protein (gene HPS4). Gene Ontology annotation, cellular component: cytoplasmic vesicle; lysosomal membrane; BLOC-3 complex. Lineage: Eukaryota; Metazoa; Arthropoda; Insecta; Diptera; Tephritidae. Gene Ontology annotation, molecular function: guanyl-nucleotide exchange factor activity; small GTPase binding. Gene Ontology annotation, biological process: melanosome assembly; vesicle-mediated transport; protein targeting. The record is from RefSeq and is a predicted model, not a curated record.